CUUUCAAGUUUCAGCGAAGAAAAAGAGACGAACUGAGCUCACUCAAACAUCCUUUCAACAAUGGCUAUGGCAUUCAAGAUGGCUACGACCGGGAUGUGGGUCGCCGACGAGUGCAAGAACUCAUUCAUGGAGAUGAAAUGGAAGAAAGUUCAUCGAUACAUAGUGUUCAAGAUCGAUGAAAAAUCGAGGCUGGUGACCGUCGAUAAGGUCGGCAGUUCCGGCGAAAGCUAUGACGACUUUACUGCAUCUUUGCCGACGGAUGAUUGUCGAUAUGCCGUGUUUGACUUCGAUUUCCUCACUGUUGAUAAUUGCCGGAAAAGCAAGAUCUUCUUCAUUGCAUGGUCCCCAACUGCAUCGAGAGUAAGGGCAAAAAUGCUGUACGCAACAUCAAAAGAUGGGCUGAGGAGAGCGCUUGAUGGCAUCCACUAUGAAGUUCAAGCAACCGAUCCCACUGAGAUGGCUAUGGAUGUGAUUAAGCAUAAAGCUUAUUAGUAGACUAAUUAUAGCUGUGUAAAUCAUGUUUAUCUCCCUCUUACUUUCUUACCUUUUCAUUUUGAUCACU
Molecule: messenger RNA, 562 nt
Organism: Hibiscus syriacus
Lineage: Eukaryota; Viridiplantae; Streptophyta; Magnoliopsida; Malvales; Malvaceae
Product: actin-depolymerizing factor 5-like
Exons: 3
Coding region: 61-492 (143 amino acids)
Biological process (GO): actin filament bundle assembly; actin filament depolymerization
Cellular component (GO): cytoplasm; actin cytoskeleton
Molecular function (GO): actin filament binding
Source: RefSeq, a predicted model, not a curated record